AUGCCUAUCGCGAUCUCGAGUCAUCCUAACUCGGUGGCCGCCGACGCAACGGCGAACUCUGAAAACAAUGUAAUGUUCUGUCAAGGUACCGGCCUCUCUCCUGCUUUAUUAGCACGAGCCCGCUCUUUGGCAACCGAACAUUCUACAUACUCCGCACACCUAGCAGAUGCUUUCGAUACAAAGAUUGCAAGAAGAGUCGGGGAGCUAGCACCGAUUGCCCGGAUCAUAAAGGAAUGGGACAAAGCCAAUGAGUCCAUAUCAGAAUUGAAUAGCCUACUUGAUGACCCCGACACGGACACGGAGCUACGAUCUCUUGCCAUUGAAGACCUGGCAAGUAGUAAGAGUGCUUUAUCAAAUAUAUCAGAGAGCUUGAAACUGGCCCUCGUUCCCCGGCAUCCAUUCGCAACUCUCCCCUGUUUACUUGAAAUCCGCCCUGGUGCGGGCGGAGAUGAAGCAGGUCUCUUCGCUUUUGAAAUCUUGAAGAUGUAUACAGCAUUCUGUUCUCGACGUGGUCUUCGAUCUAGUGUGAUUAAGUUGGAGGCGGUAGACGGCCCAGCAGAAGAUCGGCUGAGUGAAGCAGUAAUAGAAGUUGAUGCGGACGGAGCUUAUGAUCUUCUGAGAAGCGAAUCAGGUGUCCAUAGAGUUCAGAGGGUGCCGGCCACUGAGGCCAAGGGGCGGACCCAUACCAGUGCUGUAAGCGUGAUGGUCCUCCCCAAUUUUCCAGAAACUGGAGGUGGCAUGGACGUGUCACUUAAUGUCGAUGAUCCAAACAAUGACUACUAUGUUGAUCCCCAAGAAGUCCGUUCGGAAAAGAUGCGAGCUGGUGGUGCCGGUGGACAGCAUGUCAACAAAACAGAGUCCGCUAUUCGUUUGACACAUGUGCCGACGGGAAUCGUUGUUUCAAUGCAGGACUCGCGGUCCCAACAUGCAAACCGCAAGAAAGCAUGGCAAAUCUUGCGGGCGCGACUGGCCGAACAGAGACAAGAGGCCCGAGAGCGUGAAAAAAUGGAGCUUAGAAGAGGAGCAUUGGGUGGCGUAGCUCGCAUGGGCCGCGGUGACAAAGUUCGGACAUAUAAUUAUGGACAGAAUCGAUGUACGGAUCACAGGAGUGGUGUCACUGUGCACAAUUUGGAUGAUGUUGUAGAUGGUGGUGAAGGUCUUGACACCAUAAUGGAUAGUGUACGAGCCUGGCUUAUUGAUAGAGAGGUAUCAGUCAUGGCCGCUGAAGAAUUAGCAACGGAUAGCUCUAAGCAAUAG
Messenger RNA from Aspergillus tanneri, 1257 nucleotides. Its product is annotated as putative mitochondrial translation release factor (RF-1). The transcript has 3 exons. Gene Ontology annotation, molecular function: translation release factor activity. Gene Ontology annotation, biological process: translational termination. The record is from RefSeq and is a predicted model, not a curated record. Bases 1 to 1257 code for a protein of 418 amino acids. Lineage: Eukaryota; Fungi; Ascomycota; Eurotiomycetes; Eurotiales; Aspergillaceae.